AUGACCGCAUCAUCCAAACUCUUUCAACCGAUCAAGCUCGGUAGUGCCCAGUUAAAGCACCGUAUUGUUCUAGCACCCAUGACCCGUCUUCGAGCCACCGCAGAUCAUGUCCCCACUGAUUUGAUCCGCGAGCACUACGAGCAGCGUGCCACCGAUGGUGGACUUCUCAUCACAGAAGCAACGUUGAUUUCUCCCUUUGCUGGUGGGACACCUCUUGCACCUGGUAUUUACACUCCCGAACAAGUUGAAGGCUGGAAACCCGUUACCGAUGCUGUCCAUGUCAAGGGAGGUGUCAUUUAUAGCCAGUUAUGGCACAUUGGUCGAGCUACUUCAUCUGCCUUGAUGCCAAACAACGUCAAGCCUGUCUCUGCCUCAGCCAUUGCUAUUAAAGGAGCAAACAUGGCAACAGGUUCCGAUCACGAAGUCCCGCGCGCAUUGGAAUUGGAUGAGAUCCCUCAAGUUAUCGAAGAAUACGCCGUGGCUGCCAAGAAUGCUAUCAAGGCCGGUUUCGAUGGCGUUGAGAUCCAUGGUGCCAAUGGAUACUUGAUCGAUCAGUUCAUCAACAGUUCUAGUAAUGUUCGCACGGAUAAAUAUGGUGGAUCGAUGGAGAAUCGUGCUCGCUUUGCCUUGGAGGUCGUCGAUGCUGUUGCGGCAACCAUUGGAUCUGAAAAAACUGCCAUUCGUUUCUCGCCUUUUGGUGGUUUCCAGGAUAUGAACGACGAUUCCCCUUAUCAAACUUGGUCAUACAUCCUUGAGCAACUCUAUAGCAAGCAUCCAAACAUAUCCUAUGUGCACAUGGUUGAGCCACGCCUCAAUCUUUUAGGUGAGGAGAACGCAGAGACCAGCGAUUCACUAGAUCCCUUCCGCGGAAAAUGGCAACACGGCGUCUUUAUAUCUGCGGGUGGUUACACUUAUGCGCCAAAGCUUGCAGAAGACGUCGCUGAUGCCACAGGCAAUUUGAUCGCCUUCGGUCGUAGCUUCACCUCCAACCCUGAUCUCGUGGAACGCUUGCGAAAUGGAUGGCCUUUGAAUAAAUACGAUAGAUCCACUCUAUAUGGCGGAGGCGCUCAGGGAUACACUGACUUUCCUGUCUAUGCACCUUAA
Zychaea mexicana is the source of this 1104-nucleotide messenger RNA. RefSeq lists its product as uncharacterized. The transcript is spliced from 2 exons. The coding region runs from base 1 to 1104 and encodes 367 amino acids. Gene Ontology annotation, molecular function: oxidoreductase activity; FMN binding. The record is from RefSeq and is a predicted model, not a curated record. Lineage: Eukaryota; Fungi; Mucoromycota; Mucoromycetes; Mucorales; Lichtheimiaceae.